GGAUCCUGUACGACACCUACCCGCUGUCGGAGGAAACCUGGCACACGCAUCAGUUCACCUUCAUCAAGGACCAUGCCUUCCGCUUGCUGCAGCCCGGCGGGGUCCUCACCUACUGCAACCUGACCUCCUGGGGGGAGCUGCUGAAGACCAAGUACACCGACAUCGAGAAGAUGUUUGAGGAGACCCAGGUCGGGCACCUGGUGGAGGCCGGGUUCAAGAAGGAGAACAUCAGCACGACGGUGAUGGACCUGGUCCCCCCCGCGGACUGCAGGUACUACUCCUUCCACAAGAUGAUCACACCCGCAGUCCUGAAGCACUGA
Molecule: messenger RNA, 320 nt
Organism: Leptosomus discolor (cuckoo roller)
Lineage: Eukaryota; Metazoa; Chordata; Aves; Leptosomiformes; Leptosomidae
Source: RefSeq, a predicted model, not a curated record